UGGGACGGACUCGUGCGAUAUAACCUCCCGAAAUGGCAGCGGGAGACACGCGAGCGAGAAAUGAGAGAAAUCAACCAAUUUUCUGCGAACUGUCAGCUGGCGAUUUCGAGCCGGAAAUUACGGAGAUCGAGAGUUUAUGCGUGGAAUGCGGGAAAAAUGGAAUCACCAAGUUAUUGUUAACGAAAAUUCCGCAUUACAAAGAUGUGGUGCUUAUGUCCUUCGAAUGCGAACACUGUGGCUAUCAGAAUAAUGAAAUACAAAGUGGUGGAAAGAUAGCGGAGAGAGGUAUCAAAAUAACAUUGCAAGUAGCAACGCAGCAGGAUCUGAAUCGUCAAGUAGUUAAAUCUGAUUACACCAGCAUUCAUAUUCCCCACUUAGACUUUGAGAUUCCUGCGCAAUCUCAAAAAGGAGAGAUCACAACGAUAGAAGGAAUAAUCGAUAGGAGUAUUAGAGCUUUGGAACAGGAUCAGCCUAGACGGCGAGAGGAAUUUCCAGACACUGCGGUCGAAAUAGACCUAUUCAUCAGCAAAUUACACGCAUUGAAAAUACUUGACGAGCCAUUUACCAUAAUCUUCCAAGACAUUUCAGGAAAUAGUCAUAUAGAAAAUCCCAAAGCUCCAAUCAAGGAUGGCCAAUGUAAUAUAACGUACUUUAAAAGAACGAAAGAACAGAAUUGUAUGCUAGGAAUUUACCUGGACAACGAAGAUGCCUUGCUCAAGCCUAUACAGGAGGGAGAGUAUACUCUGGAACAAAUUGAAGGCGAAGUGUUGUCCUUUCCCACCAAUUGCCCAGAUUGCAAUAGCCCCUGCGAAACAAAUAUGAAAGUGACAAAUAUACCGCACUUUAAAGAGGUUGUCAUAAUGGCAACAUUGUGCGAGACUUGUAGUCAUAGAACUAACGAGGUGAAAAGUGGCGGUGGAAUCGAACCUCAGGGAGUCAGAAUCGAAGUGACGAUAACAGGCAAGGAAGACUUCAGUCGCGAUUUAUUAAAAUCUGAAACUUGCGACAUGGAGAUACCCGAACUCGAGUUAGAAGUUGGUCCGGCUGCUCUGGGCGGUCGAUUCACGACUGUCGAAGGGAUUAUAACAGCGGUAAAGGAACAGUUAUCUUCAUCUACAGCUCUCACUGGAGAUAGCAGUGAUUUGGAAACUGGGAAGAGAAUGAACACAUUUAUCGCUCAUUUGCAAGAGGUUUUGGAUGGUGAAAGAAAAGUGACUCUAGUUUUAGAUGACCCGGCUGGAAAUAGCUAUGUGCAAAGCCUCUCCGAUGAUGGGCCCGAUGAUAGAUUAAAUAUCAAGAAAUAUGAUAGAAGUUUUGAGCAGAAUGAAGAACUUGGACUCAACGACAUGAAAGUUGAGAACUAUUGAACUUGUGUUAAAUUAGAUGUAUCAUCAAAGUAUAUUUGAAAAAUGGCCAGAUAACAAAACUUUCCACAAUUGCUGGUGUAACAAAGAUUUUAUUGUUCAACCAACUCGCAUCGUGUAAAUAUAAAUUUUAUAUUAUUUUAA
Nylanderia fulva is the source of this 1508-nucleotide messenger RNA. It is a transcript of the gene Zpr1, whose product is annotated as zinc finger protein Zpr1. The record is from RefSeq and is a predicted model, not a curated record. Gene Ontology annotation, cellular component: nucleus. Lineage: Eukaryota; Metazoa; Arthropoda; Insecta; Hymenoptera; Formicidae. Gene Ontology annotation, molecular function: zinc ion binding.